AUGCCACGAAUUGCCCUCGAUCUGCCCACACAUCUUAUCGAUGUGCCAGCUGGUCUCAGCAGCGAGCGUUACUAUGUUCCUAUAUAUAAUAUCCCUUUUGGGGGUGCACGGGAGCUCCUGAGCCACUGGCUGCAGGACUGCGGCGUUGCGGAUUGGCAAUUUCACAAUGACGCUAAAUCAGGAUGGGUCUGCCUCGAGGGCAAGAAGGACUUUGAAGCUUCACUUGACAGGUUACGGGAGAUGAAGCGACUUCACCCAAAGCUCGAAUACUCGGCCGUCAACAAGUUGGCAAGUAUCAAACUCGAGGUCAUCGAUCACACCUCAACCCGGCCCAGGUUUGUCAGAUUAUAUCCCAGCCACGCCAAAAAGGCACUGGGGCGUAGUGAUGACCUGAUCGACUGGAUCAGAUUGGACCUGCCUAACAUUGACGUAAGCAGAACGCAGAGAGCCUUGCUAACAGGGCUCUCGUCCCGCCCGAACAUCCACGAGUUGAACACAUGGAUCCGUUCGAGGCUUGGGUCAGAUUGUCUGCUCGUUGUCGCCUCACGUAUCGCUCACAUAAGCUCUUCGCGUGUGUUGGUCUUCAUCUGCACCCUAGCCACGGCAAACGGUUUAUCUGUGGACAAGAUAGAAAAGUUCCUUGAUGGAGCAGCGUUUGGCAGCGAAGUCGUCAGUGUCCUCGUUGAGCAGGGCGACAGCCACAUUGCUGCAUCGGAGCGCCGACAAGAUGCAGCGCCUCUUGUCGCGUUGGGAUCGUCGAGAUUGCCGCCUCGCUGGCCUCGCAUAGUCUCGCGAUGGAAUCGCUGUCUUGCUGAAGAAAGACAGAAGCGUCAGUUAGAAACGGUCCACGAGUAG
This is a messenger RNA of Fusarium poae, 855 nucleotides long. RefSeq lists its product as uncharacterized. Lineage: Eukaryota; Fungi; Ascomycota; Sordariomycetes; Hypocreales; Nectriaceae. The record is from RefSeq and is a predicted model, not a curated record. The coding region runs from base 1 to 855 and encodes 284 amino acids. The transcript is spliced from 3 exons.